Gilbertella persicaria is the source of this 1407-nucleotide messenger RNA. Its product is annotated as P-loop containing nucleoside triphosphate hydrolase protein. The record is from RefSeq and is a predicted model, not a curated record. The coding region runs from base 1 to 1407 and encodes 468 amino acids. Gene Ontology annotation, molecular function: translation elongation factor activity; GTPase activity; GTP binding. Gene Ontology annotation, biological process: translational elongation. The transcript is spliced from 2 exons. NCBI's taxonomy places the organism in Eukaryota, Fungi, Mucoromycota, Mucoromycetes, Mucorales, Choanephoraceae.
AUGGCCACUGCUUUAGAAGCCGAUAUUUCUAUCAUGCGAGAAUUUAAAUUGGACACCAUCAUUGAUUUAAAAGUAGCAGAAAUACUUGUCAAAAAAAGACCGAGUGACGAUGAAACCCAGCACUUUACUGACUUGCGCAUUGUGCUUGUGGGAGGGCUAGGCGCAGGUAAAUCAACAUUGGUCAGCCAUCUUGCUCAUGGUGCCAGAGACAAUGGCCGAGGAAGAGCUCGAUUGAAUCUACUGCGGCAUCGUCAUGAACUAGAGUCAGGUCGAAGUUCGUCUAUUUCGCAUGAAAUCAUUGGAUAUGAUUCAGAGGGUCAUUUAGUAAACUAUGCCACCACUAAUGUCAGUACUUGGGAGCAAAUAUGCGAAUCCAGCAAUAAGAUUAUCACCUUUCUAGACACAUGUGGGUAUCCCAAAUACUUGAGGACAACGAUCUCUGGUCUGAUGGGCUACGCACCUGAUUACGCUUGUCUGGUGGUUGCAGGAAAUGCAGGCGCAGUGACAGACAUGACUCGAGAACAUUUAUCAAUUGCUGUCAUGUUGGAUGUACCUGUGUUUGUCGUGAUUACCAAGGCUGAUAUUGCGACACCGGAUCAAUUGAGAAGUACAUUGCACUCCUUGUUAAGUAUGCUGAAAUCACCUUGGAUGAGUAAAGUGCCUGUGGUUGUCCAGACAGAAAACGAUUUGGUGACAUGUGCUUCUCAUUUUGCUAGAAGGGGGCCAGAAUUGCCUAUUUUUAUGGUCUCGAAUGUGACUGGAUCCAAGAUACCUUUAUUGCAACAAUUCUUUCAUUACCUCCCUAAACCAACUCGCUUAGAUUAUGAUGCUUUAUUAGAAGAACCCGUUGAAUUUCAAAUAGAGGAAGUGUAUUCCUUGCCAGAUGUAGGCACUGUUGUGGGUGGUGUAUUAAGCCAAGGUCGAGUCAACAUCCAAGACCAUCAAGAUUAUUAUUUAGGACCUAAUGCAAAAGGAGACUAUGUCAAGGCUCAUGUGAUAUCCAUUCAUCGGCAUCGAGUUCCUGUUCAUUUUGUGCAUUGUGGUCAAACAGCUACUAUGGCAUUAGACUAUCCAUCCGACUGGAAGAUUCAUAAGGGCAUGGUUUUGCUGGGCACAGAUCAGCCUGAAAGUUAUUUUGAAUUUGAAGCUGAAUUGGUAGUUUUGUUUCAUGCAACAGGUGUGUUUCAUGGUACGUGUGGUAUGAUUCAUUCUGGUUCCAUUCGUCAACAUGCUCGAGUGAUAUCAGUCACAAACGAGAAAGAAGACCAUGCCAUUCAUUCGGGUGGACAAGGCAAAUGUACAUUUCGAUUUAUGUAUGAACCUUGUUAUUUGCGUUUGGGAGCUCAAAUAUUAUUUAUGGAAGGCAAAUCAAAGUGCUUGGGAAGAGUGACACACUUGAAGAAGUGA